Dendronephthya gigantea is the source of this 1299-nucleotide messenger RNA. RefSeq names its product scavenger receptor cysteine-rich type 1 protein M130-like. The record is from RefSeq and is a predicted model, not a curated record. The transcript has 5 exons. Gene Ontology annotation, cellular component: membrane. NCBI's taxonomy places the organism in Eukaryota, Metazoa, Cnidaria, Anthozoa, Malacalcyonacea, Nephtheidae. Bases 1 to 1299 code for a protein of 432 amino acids.
AUGGUUCAUGCUGGCUCUGGACAGAUAUGGUUAGAUGAUGUCGAAUGCACCGGAACAGAGCAGACUAUAGUAAGCUGUAGUCAUGGAGGUUGGGGUAUUCAUAAUUGCCAACAUUUCGAAGAUGCUGGAGUUGAAUGCAUUUUGGCAGAGAAACCCAAUGUAACAGUAAAUUGCUCCAGUUUGAUCAUUGUAAAUCUUGGGGAUAACGUCACGUGUCUAUGUGAAGGAAAAGGUGGUAGACCUGCGGCUAAUGUGACAUGGUAUAAAGAUGGUGUCCAGAUUGGUGACAACAAAAAGGAACAAAACGUGUUGACUCUCAGUAAUUUCGAUGAAACACAUGAUGGAAUAUACAAAUGUGUUGGCAAAAACUUUACUGUCACGGAUGAAAAGUUUGUUCAGCUGAUUUUGAACGAAAAACCGAAUGUAACAGUCAAUUGUUCGAAUACGAUCACGGUAAACAUUGGUGACGACGUAAGGUGUCUUUGUGAAGGGAAAGGUGGACACCCGCCAGCUAAUGUGACAUGGUAUAAAAAGGAUGUCCAGAUUAGUGACACAAAAAAGGAAGGAAAUGUUCUGGUACUCAGUAAUGUUGAUAAAACUGAUAAUGGCACGUACGUAUGUGUAGGGAAAAGCAACGAUUUAAAAGAUAAAACCUCAAUUGAAGUAAUUUGUCUCGAAAAACCAAAUAUAACAAUCAAUUGCUCGAGUGCAAUAACAGUAAAUGUUGGUGACGAUGUAACAUGUCUUUGUGAGGGAAAAAACGGAUACCCACCAGCUGAUGUGACUUGGUAUAAAAAAAACGUCCAGAUUGGUGACACAAAGAAGGAAAAAAAUGUUCUGGAUUUGCGCAAUGUUGACAGAACUAAUAGGGGAACAUACAUAUGCGAGUUGAAAAGCUUCACUUUCAGCACUAAGAACUCAAUUCAAGUCAAUUUUUAUGAAAACUUAUACUCCAAAGAGGGUGAUAAUAAGACUGAAUUGUAUAUGUUUUUCAUUAUGUUUGUGGCUGGAAUUCUUGUUGGAAUCUUUGUUGUAUGUGCUGUGCUUUAUUUCCGACGGCGAUGGCUAAGAAAAGGGUCGGCGGAACCAGGUCCAGAUGUUCAAGAUCCAAAUCAAGAUCCAAAUCAAGAUCCAAAUCAAGAUCCAGUGUACGAAACGGUUGAUCUCAAAAAUGUGGCGCAGAAUUAUUAUAAGUCAGGAAGUAGUGAAACAAACGAUGGUUACUCAAAUUAUGCUGACCUAAGUAAAGCGAGUGAUGGAGAAAGCACGUAUGAAUCUUAUAAUACCAAUGUAGUAUGA